This is a messenger RNA of Diospyros lotus (date-plum), 617 nucleotides long. Its product is annotated as protein SRG1-like. The record is from RefSeq and is a predicted model, not a curated record. NCBI's taxonomy places the organism in Eukaryota, Viridiplantae, Streptophyta, Magnoliopsida, Ericales, Ebenaceae. The coding region runs from base 1 to 534 and encodes 177 amino acids. The transcript is spliced from 3 exons.
AUGGCAAAGGCACUGAAAAUGGAAGACGAACUGAUGGAGAAGCUGUUUGGGGAGGGAAUCCAGUCGAUGAGGAUGAACUACUAUCCGCCAUUCCCCAAACCAGAGCAGGUUGUUGGCCUCUCCUCUCACUCCGACGCCAGCGCCCUCACCGUCCUCUACCAACUCAACCAAGUGGAAGGCCUCCAGAUCAAGAAGAACGGCAUCUGGCUUCCGAUCAGCCCAAUCCGCUACGCAUUCACCAUCAACAUCGGAGACGCCUUGGAGAUUGUUACCAAUGGAACGUACAAGAGCAUCGAGCACAGGGCGGUGAUUAAUGCCGAGAAGGAGAGGCUCUCCAUCGCCACAUUUCAUGGCCCGAACGUGGACGGAGAAUUCGGACCAGCGGCAAGCCUCGUCACUCCUCAAACUCCGGCCCUGUUCCAAAGAGUCUGUGUCAAAGAUUACUACCAGAAAUUUCUCACCAACAAACUCGAUGAGAAAUCGAACAUCGAUCGUUGGAGGAUUAAUCGCAUUCCCGACUGUCGGAAUGAUUGACCCAUGCAUCAUUCUGCGUCUCCAUGUCCGCUUUUGCCGGUUAGUAAAUGGAUGAACCUUAUAAUCGUAAAUGGACCUUAUAA